AUAUAAGUGGCAUGAGGAGUUUAUUUUUGACAUUUAAACGGAAGACGUUUCAAAGAGUUAAAGAAAACCCCCCAAAGCAAUGAUGGUUGUGUUAGCUUUGCUCCUCUUAGUCGGUCUGCAGAGCAGUGCUCUAACAGCGACGUAUGACAUCAAGGGUUUGGAAGAUACAUCUGAUGCCCUAAAAAGGAGUGAUGUGUGCCAGGACUGCACCAAAAUAUUUGAGCUUCUUGAAGACAUGCUCUCCAGUCCUGACCUGCAGAAAAAGAUCUUGGCGGGCAUUGACCAUAUUUGUGCGCUCCUGCCCGGCCCCACCGCCUCACUCUGCAAGGAAGAGGUGGACAAGAUGCUCCCACUGGCCAUCACCUUCUUCACUGGAGUAGCGAAACCCGGAGAAGUCUGCAAAAUGCUUGGGCUCUGCAACUCCUGUCCAAACAGUGAGAUCCUGAGCUACUUUGUCAACAAGGCCCUGCAGGCGAAUCUGCAGAGUGACACUUCCGGACCCCAGUGCUCCUUCUGCCUCUUUUUUGUGAAGACUUUGGAGGAAAUGCUGCCUCAGCAGAGAACUGAGGAAGCCGUCGCCAAGCUGCUGGACAAGAUUUGUCACAUUUUGCCCCCCUCUUACCGUGGCCAGUGUGAGGCCAUCAUCGACAAGUUCAGCAAGAGCGUGAUGGAUGCCUUCAUCCACUACGCCACCCCCCAGACCAUCUGUGCUCUCCUGCACAUGUGCAAGCAGCAGGAGGAGGAGGAGGCCUCCGUUUUUGAUCCAUGCACUUUGACUUUAUACAGCUGCAGAGACACAAAGACUGCCCUUAAAUGUGGAACUUUAUUCUACUGUCAGAAAUUUCUCUGGAAGUCUGUGAACUACGACACGCUCUAACCUGAUCAGGUUCCGAGCUAAAGGAGAAUCAGAAUCGCUCAUCAUCUUCAAGCUGCAAAGCCGGAUUUCUCUCAUCUCUUUUUUUAUACCGUUUGAGUUUAGUUUACAAACUGUGUGAAUUAAACAAUUAAAGCCUAUUGGAAUUUUCUUUCUGGACAAAAAAAAAAAAAAACGCUUUUAAAGGUUAAAAGGACAUAUAAGCAAGGUGACUGUAAUCACGUUUCCUGUCUGUAGCUUUUCCAUUAAUUUAGUCAUGUAAUGGUUGAAAAACAUGAACAAUAUAACUGUAAUAAAAAUAAAUGAUCUUUGUCAACAA
Molecule: messenger RNA, 1193 nt
Organism: Oryzias latipes (Japanese medaka)
Lineage: Eukaryota; Metazoa; Chordata; Actinopteri; Beloniformes; Adrianichthyidae
Product: prosaposin
Biological process (GO): sphingolipid metabolic process
Cellular component (GO): lysosome
Source: RefSeq, a predicted model, not a curated record